CUGCGCCUCAGGUGUGGCUGGCCACCGGUGGGAGGACAUGGCGGUGUGCCUGCCGGCUGUGGUGGAGGAGCUGCUGAGCGAGAUGGCCGCGGCGGUGCGGGAGAGCGCGCCAAUUCCUGAUGAGCACCUAUUAUCGCUGAAGUUUGUCUUUGGUGCAUCGGCUGUCCAGGCCUUGGACCUCGUCGAUCGACAGUCUGUCACCUUAAUAUUGUCACCCAGCGGAAGGCAGGUUUAUCAGGUCCUGGGAAGCUCUGGGAAAACCUACACCUGUUUGGCUUCUUGUCAUUACUGCUCAUGCCCUGCGUUCGCCUUCUCGGUGCUACGGAAGAGUGACAGCCUCCUGUGCAAACAUCUCUUGGCAGUUUAUCUUACUCAGGUUAUGGGGACCUGUCAGCAACUGAGUGUCUCUGACAAGCAACUCACUGACAUCUUGUUGAUGGAGAAGAGACAAGCAGCCUAAAACGCACUGAUGAGAUUCGUCCCUUUCAAGAUAGAAGUGCCACCAAGAAAUGCAUUUAACAUGUCUUGAUUCACACGGGAGAGGAGCCAUGACAUGGCUCUUCAAGACUUGUUACUGUCCAGUCCAUCAUGGGCUGCAAGACAGGCUGUGAGUGUGGGGAGUAUGCACAUGGCUGCAAGCCCAUGGGACCAGUGUUGUGGCCUAAGAGGUUUCAGCCUGUGGGUGCCGACAUCUCAAGAGUGCCAGUUUGAGUCCCAGACGGUCCACUUCCCAUCCAGCUUCUUUCUGAUGCACCUGGGAAAGCAGUGGAGGAUGGUCCCCAAGUCCUUGGGCCCCUGCAAUGAUGUGGAAGAGAACUGGAAGCUUCUGACCCCUGGCUUCAGACUGACCCAGCUCCAGCCAUGCAGCCUUAGGGGACGUAAACCAGCAGAUGGAAGAUACCUUUCUUGCUCUUUGCCUCUCCUCCUCUCUGUAACUCUAUCUUUGA
Molecule: messenger RNA, 947 nt
Organism: Ochotona curzoniae (black-lipped pika)
Lineage: Eukaryota; Metazoa; Chordata; Mammalia; Lagomorpha; Ochotonidae
Gene: ZSWIM7
Product: zinc finger SWIM-type containing 7
Exons: 5
Coding region: 38-460 (140 amino acids)
Biological process (GO): double-strand break repair via homologous recombination
Cellular component (GO): Shu complex
Molecular function (GO): zinc ion binding
Source: RefSeq, a predicted model, not a curated record